AUGGCCGUUACCGUCGCUAUCGCUAUCGUGGCCGUGUUCUUCAUCGCCAUUACCGCCGUCGUCGGGCUAGAUGAAAUAAUUCUCGAAAGUCAAUUCUGCUAUCUAGGCUACACCCGGAACCAACAUCUCGCCGGCGUCAACACGGCGCUGGUGAUCCGCCGCAUGCAAGGCACUUGUAACGGGGAACUGACGGCGAGAGCAGGCCGCAUUACCGCUCUGGAAGUCCCGCAAGGACUAGAAGAUCGGCACCACAUUUCUCGGAAUAGCCUUAUCGUUAGGGAAGCAAGCCGGGCCGUUAUACUUGUCCAUUUUGACAAGCAGAACAAGGGGAGCCUCGCUGCGAGGGUCUUCUACGUCACAUCCGACAACUUCUCGCCCGACGAUCCAGACGCCGAAGAGAAGCGGAAGAAGCUCGUCCCCUUCCCCAGGCUGAAAACGCUUCACGUCACAAAGAGGGGGACCGGUGUUCCCGGCGGAAGGAGCUACCGCGGCUCAACUUGCUCUCGCACCAUCGGAAUCAAGCCCGGAAGUCCAGAGCCUUCCAGCAAGGCCCCCGCGGGGCCCCCACGGUAA
This is a messenger RNA of Lasiosphaeria miniovina, 573 nucleotides long. RefSeq lists its product as uncharacterized. The coding region runs from base 1 to 573 and encodes 190 amino acids. The record is from RefSeq and is a predicted model, not a curated record. The transcript is spliced from 3 exons. Lineage: Eukaryota; Fungi; Ascomycota; Sordariomycetes; Sordariales; Lasiosphaeriaceae.